UCAGUGCGCUGGGUUGGGAUGCUACGGCUGGAUUGCACAGAGGAGCAGCUGGGAGCUCUGGCUAAGUUGCUCACACACAGCCUUGCUUUUGGACCAGUCAGCAGCUGGGGGCCUGAAGUGUUCAUUGAAAUCGGAGGCAUCGCAGCCGGUCUUGAGGAUUUUGUUCUCUCUUCGUUGGCAAAGGAACAAAUUGAAGGACUCACACCACUGGCGAUUUCAAUGAUCCCGCCGCAGAAAUUCUCUGUCGUGUUUAGCCAGGACCACAUACGAAUGUUCUCCUAUGAGCAGGGAACGGCCCUGACGAGCAGUCAGCUGAAAUCCCUCAACAGCCUCCAGCAGACUGCCCUGUCCAUGGUGUUGACCUCUUGGGAAGACAAACCCGUCGACUUCCGAGGAAGAUCUGCUGGUAUAGCUCUGCGUCCAAUCCCAUUUGGAGUCCUGUCCAGCCUGCUGCUUGUGUCGCUGUCCCCACAUUGACUACCCAAUCAAAAGGACGUCUUCACUGUCUGUCUGAUUUGCAGUGCACGCUUUUUGCUAGUUCCACAGACCCUGAUUAGCAUUAAUCAUGCACUACCAUGCUUAAGGUGACAUGAGGAAGUCCAGGAUUAGUGCUAAUCAGGUUCUGUGAAACCAAAGGAUGAUGGAGUACUCUUAAAGGGGGUUACAGCUAGUGAAAUACUUCCUUAACUCUUACCUGUCGUGCACUUCCAGCGAAGAUCGCAGCAUGCAUGCCUUCAUUCAAGGUUCCUCGGUCAUUAACGUUGCUUUGGGUCAAAGCAUGUCACUGGAUUCCCAGCACGUCAGUCAUUAGGGGGAAGAAACUGGUUUGUUAAUACCAGGCAAGAAGGUCUCAUAGAGGCUGGAGAGAAUGACAUUGUCAAGAGGAAGUGCAAGUCUAACAGACUGUGUGAAAGUACAGUUUUUUUGAACAUCUGGUUCUUUCCAAGCUGCACACUUGAGAGCUACAGUACACAGUGAAUGGAAGUGUACUAAUGGGUAUUUAUUUCAUGAGCUACAACCCCUUUGACAAUACUGAGUGUCAGUCUGUUUAAAGUGGGAUUAUUUUUUGUGAUCUUUUUCGUGAACCUGUUCACAUCAACUGAUCAAGCAGUGGAGUUGUGAAAGAACUCUUCUCUCAUAUUAUAACAUUGCUGACCCUUUGAUUUGGUAAAAGUUGCGAUAUACAGUAUUGAAAGUAUUUUUUUUAUUUCAAUUUACAAAUCACCUCCUAGCACCAUAAGGAGUAUCAAUAAAAUUGACAAGUCACAAUAUCUAUUUCAUUAUUUACAUAUUUUCUUCUUUGUGUAGUAUUGUGCAUCUCAGUGGCUACUCUAUCUGGCUCAAGAGCCACCUCACCCCCAGCACAGCAGCUUAUUAUACAGAUAUAUAAUAGUCAUGUUUUUUUUCUUGUGCUUUCUACUAUUUAUUUUCU
Messenger RNA from Polyodon spathula (Mississippi paddlefish), 1432 nucleotides. RefSeq names its product stereocilin-like. Bases 19 to 477 code for a protein of 152 amino acids. The transcript has 4 exons. Lineage: Eukaryota; Metazoa; Chordata; Actinopteri; Acipenseriformes; Polyodontidae. Gene Ontology annotation, biological process: cell-matrix adhesion. Gene Ontology annotation, cellular component: kinocilium; cell surface; stereocilium tip. The record is from RefSeq and is a predicted model, not a curated record.